CGCUUUCCAUCCUUCCUUCUUUCCUUCCUGUUGUCCCCUGGCAGCCAUGGAGUUUCCCAUCCCGGCGGGCUCUCCUCGGGAGAAGGAGGAGAAGGAGGGCGCUGGGCCCGGGAGGGAAGCCCUUCCUCAAGAUUGGGUUGCGUUGAGAUACUCGACCCCGUUUUUCUCUUUUUUCCGAGCCGUCUCGUUCUUGAGAUCGUCCCUUUCCUUCCAGACUGUGAGUGCAUCCUCACCUCCUAUGCCCCAGGCCCACGUGAGGCAAGAAAAUGAGACACUGAAUGAGGAGAAUCUGCAGCCAAAUGAACAACCCCAAGAGGAUGAGUUUGACAUACAAAAAGGUUUCACCAUCCAGGUCCGUGUCACUGGGCGGACUGGCGGCUGUGAGAAGGACUUCCUAAAGGAGAUUGCUGACCACCUUUGGAAGCAUGAGAUCUGCCUCCAGACGGAGGACUACCGAGAGGACUCCAGCCACUUCCUGCUGAUCUUCUGCCCGGUGGCUACCUCAGUGGGCAGCGACAUAGCCAACGCUCUCGAGGGUCUCAGCAGUGAGCCGAAGGCUGUCUUGGUGCUGCUGCACCACAAAGUGAGGGAGAGCACCUCCUUUAUAGAUACCAAGGAGCAAGCGCAACACCCGGCCGUCGUGCGCACCGUCCAUGCUCGCUACUUGCUUGAUGAUGGCUUCUAUGCUUGCCAGAUGAAUGAGGAGGCCGUGGCCCAGGUGGCAGAAGCCCUCAAAGACCACUGGGAAGAUUCUUAAAAUAGUGAAAAUAUUACUCUGGCUUUUACCAUUCAUGGCUUGAAAUGGAUGGCGGAGGAUUGUGGCUUCGAUGCUGGUGGUCUCGGCUUCUUCUUCUGAUGGUGGGCAACGGAGAGCCCCCUGUCUUCAAGCUGAUCUGACCUGCAGCUGGGAGUUCUGCAGUUCCUGGGAAUGUGGCCACAGCAGCAGCUUCAACUCAAAGACCUCCUUUUGUCUUGCUUUGUCUUGCUUUCUUCCCCUUACCCUAACAUUGUAACAAAUUCCCCAAUAAAGUAUCAUCAAUUUGUAA
Molecule: messenger RNA, 1046 nt
Organism: Anolis sagrei ordinatus
Lineage: Eukaryota; Metazoa; Chordata; Lepidosauria; Squamata; Anolidae
Source: RefSeq, a predicted model, not a curated record